AUGGUAAAGAUUGAAUUUAUAUUUGACACGAAGAAAAAAAGAAACGAAGUGAAAGACUUCUACGAGUCACUCGGGCUUAUUUCCACAGUCCAAAAGAAUCUUCUAAGAAUAAAAGGCUCUGAAAACACAGCCAUCGUCUCUGCAGCGCAGUCUAAAAUAUCCCUGCGCGCAAAGAAUCACCGAGAGAUACUGGAAACCCACAAGGACCUCCUCCGAGACCUGGAAACCGUUCAGCUGGAAGAAGACGUGGAGAUAUCCUGUGCCCACAAAGAGCACCAAAUCCCGUUCCGAAUAAAGCUAUUUGACCCCCUGGGAAAUGACGUGUGCAUCUCCCCAGCCCUCAGCCCGAAGACUCUGGGGAUACUCACGAGCGGAGGAGAUGCCCCGGGAAUGAACUCCGCCAUUUGGGCGAUAGUGAAAGCAGCAGGAAAAAACGGCGCAAAAACUCUCGGGAUACUAAACGGAUUCGAAGGCCUCAUAAACGACCAGGUACAAGAAUUGAACGAACAGGAAGCGUACAAGCACAUGCAGGAGGGAGGAACUUUCCUGCACUCCGCCCGAUCGAAGAAGUUCAUGACCCAGGAAGGCCUUUCCUCAGCCCUUCACACGAUAGAAAAGCACAGAAUAGACGCCCUCAUAAUCAUAGGCGGAGACGGAACAAUGCAAGGCGCAGGGUACCUCUCAAAAGCAUCUCCAGAUCUCUCCGUCGUCUUCAUCCCCGGGUCAAUAGAUAACGACAUCCCAGGAACAGAGUCCAUCGGCGCAGCAACAGCCCUUCACCGAAUCAUAGAAGCAGUCGACUGCAUAGAAUCUACGAUGAUAUCCCACAGGAGGGGAUUCGUCCUGGAAGUGAUGGGCAGAGACUGCGGAUGGCUGGCUCUCUCCGGAGCAUUCGCUACUGAUGCAACGUACGUAUUCCUCCCAGAGUACCCGCAGGAAAAAAGUUGGAGAAGAGACUUUACAGCAGCUCUGCAGCAGUGCACGGAUAAGUGCGUAUACGUUAUUCUCUCAGAAGGGGCAAAACAUGCAGACGGAAGAAAAGUAAGAGCAGAGGAAAUAUGCGAAGUUAUGGAGGAGGCAGGAAUAGAGAGCAGAAGUACUGUCCUCGGACACGCUCAAAGGGGAGGAUCUCCGUGCGCAUCCGACCGAAUACUCGCCCCCUCCCUCGGAGUUGCUGCCGUGGAAGUCGCUCUAAGCAGGCGAGGAGCAUACGCAGUAUACACGGGAGAAACUGAGAGAGUGCUAAGCCUGGAGACGUGCAUAGAAAGGUGCAGAGAAGCAGCAGAUGCAAUAAAACUCCCAGGAGGAGUCGUAAAAGUGCGGAGGAGAGACUUCGUGGAGAUGUACGAGACUUUCCAGGCGAAGGCAAAAUCCCCAGAAAAAAGAGCAGAGAAAAACAAAAACUUCGCCGUCUGCAUAUUCGGGGCUGUGGGAGCAGGAGCUAGCACAGUCCUGAGUAAAAUGACGGAGUACGGGAGAAUUCGGGGAGUCACUGUCACGGACUUCUCAAGGCAUGCGUACUUCAGCAGGGCGAAGAAGGGAAAGACGAAGCGCCCAGAGGCAGAUCCUGCCCUUCUCUCGGAGCUGAAGGAGGCACUUGCAGCGCAGGGAAUCUCUACGCUCGUGCUUAUCGGGGGACUUGAUGCCCUCGCAGAGUCUCGAAGACUUUUCUCCGUUGCUGCGAGUGUGUACGUUAUUCCGUGCACGGUAAGUAAUAAUGUCCCAGGGUCUUCUGUGAGUAUAGGAGCAGAUACUGCGCUGGAUACGAUCACUGCCCUGUGUGAUAACCUGAAAAUGGGCUCAUCCAGGAAUACUGCGUAUAUAGUAGAAGUCCACGGGGGAGCCUGCGGGUACCUGAGCGUAUCCUCUGCGCUUGCUGUGGGGGCUAUUGACUGCUACUUUCCGGAGGAGACGGGAGUCCUUUCUCGUCUGACGCGCUCUCUCAGGGCACUUUGCAGUGUUUUCAAAGUCCCGGGUCCUCCGCAGUUGAUCAUGCGAGGGAAUGGGGCGAUGAAGGGAGUGUGUAAUGACACGGCUGCGAAGGUGCUGGAAUUGGACGGGAGUGGGACGUACUCCGUUCGACAGUGCACGCUGGGACACGUGCAGAAGGGGAAUAAGCCAACGGCUGUGGAUCGAGUGCGGGCUGCACGGACUGCGCUUUUCGUCUUCAGUGCACCCCCCGGGAGGAAAGUCCUGGGAGUGAAUCGAUGGUCUCCGACAGUGACGGAGAUAGACUCUGCGAUUCUGGAGGUGAACGAGGACAAGAGGCGAGUGAAAAGGGCGUCCUGGCUGGAGAUGGCUCGUACGUAUCGGGUGCUGAACUAG
Nematocida major is the source of this 2325-nucleotide messenger RNA. Its product is annotated as 6-phosphofructokinase 1. Gene Ontology annotation, biological process: fructose 6-phosphate metabolic process; fructose 1,6-bisphosphate metabolic process; canonical glycolysis. The record is from RefSeq and is a predicted model, not a curated record. The transcript has a single exon. The coding region runs from base 1 to 2325 and encodes 774 amino acids. Gene Ontology annotation, molecular function: ATP binding; fructose-6-phosphate binding; identical protein binding. Lineage: Eukaryota; Fungi; Microsporidia. Gene Ontology annotation, cellular component: 6-phosphofructokinase complex.